CUUGUGGGGGUUUGUAGUUUGAGUAAGUUAAUUAGUUAACUGUCACUUCUUUCCUAUCCUUCCUUUAAUUCCUCUUGUUGUUAUUUGAUUACUUUCCGAUCAUGACGAUCUCCGGCCGUCCGACAAGUGUGAAUGGGGUGGUCAAUGGGAAUGAGGCCAUCAAUGACAUCCCUUAUGGAACCACCGAAAUUGUUCUUGUUCGCCAUGGAGAAACCACUUGGAAUUCAAUUGGAAGGAUUCAGGGAGCACUUGAAUCACCCUUGAACGAUGUGGGACGAAAGCAGGCUGUUGCAAUAGCUGAGAGAUUGGCAAAUGAAUUGAAACCGACUGCUAUCUAUUCAUCUGAUCUCAAACGUGCCAAAGACACUGCUGACAUGAUUGCCAAAAAGUGUUAUUGCCCUAAGGUUAUAGUGGUGCCAGAGCUCAAGGAGAGACAUGUAGGGAGCUUGCAAGGGUUGUAUUGGAAAGAAGGAGAGGAGAAGGAGCCUGAAGCCUAUCGUGCUUUUUUCUCCACUCAAGAUGAUCUUGAAAUUCCUGGAGGUGGAGAGAGUUUUAACCAGCUCCAAGAGAGAUCAAUGGAUGCUAUUGAGAAAAUUGCAUCAAUGCACAAGGGUGAGCGAGUGAUCGUGGUUAGUCAUGGAGGGGUGCUGAGGGCGAUUUAUCUGUACAUCACAAAAGCAGCUGUUGCUGGAAAACUUUUGAAUGCGUCGGUGAAUGUGCUUCAUUUCUCUAACGGGGAUUGGGAUAUCAAGUCGUGGAGCGAUGUGAGUCAUCUCAAGGGUGUUGGAUUUCUUGAGCGCGGAUUCAAUGGAGACUCAAUCAAUGCAUAAUUCAAUAUGUGAUGUUCAUAUUGGAAUAAUCUUGUUUUCUAUCUAGAUCAAAUAUUGUUGAUGAUAAUAAGUCUCGUUGUUUCAAGACAUAUAGAUGAUAUUAUCCUUAGUUUGGAAUGCUUAAUUAUUAUAUGUUGAGAAAAAGUUUUAUCCUUAAAUGGAGAUUUCAUUGAGUCGAACCAA
Tripterygium wilfordii is the source of this 1013-nucleotide messenger RNA. Its product is annotated as metal-independent phosphoserine phosphatase. Gene Ontology annotation, cellular component: cytosol; cytoplasm. The record is from RefSeq and is a predicted model, not a curated record. Lineage: Eukaryota; Viridiplantae; Streptophyta; Magnoliopsida; Celastrales; Celastraceae. Bases 102 to 830 code for a protein of 242 amino acids. Gene Ontology annotation, molecular function: phosphatase activity. The transcript is spliced from 7 exons.